GUAGCAAAAGAGGCGAAGGGGGCAUGUGACGUCAGUUGAGGCGGAAGUUGUCCGUGGUCACGUGAUCCUGCCUGGCGUUGUGGAGAGGGAAGCUGCUCGUUGUCGGCGGUUCCUUGACCAAAGGUUUGCAUUUGGCACGUGUGACGUUGUAUGUGUGGUAACAACAUGUCGUUGCCGUUGCUUGAUGAGGCUGCAACCGUGUCUGGGACAGAACGGGAAACUGCAGUGGUUAUUUUCUUGCAUGGACUUGGAGACACUGGACAUGGUUGGGCUGAAUCACUGUCCUCCAUCCGCCUUCCCUAUGUGAAAUACAUCUGCCCACAUGCGCCAAAGAUUCCUGUGCAAUUGAAUAAUUCUGUACCAACGCCGUCAUGGUUUGACUUGGCUGGAUUAAGUCCAGAAGAUACAGAAGAUGAAGUUGGUAUAAAGAAAGCUUCUGAAUGCAUAAAAGCAGUUAUUGAACAUGAGAUCAAAAAUGGAAUUCCUUCACAUAGGAUCAUACUUGGAGGAUUUUCACAGGGUGGUGCAUUAUCUUUGUACACUGCUCUGACGUGCCAUUACAAACUGGCUGGAGUUGUAGCUCUAAGUUGCUGGCUUCCUCUUCACAAAACCUUCCCACAGGCAGCGGGUAGCAAUGUCAACAAGGAUAUCAGCAUCCUGCAGUGUCAUGGUGAAAAGGAUCUAAUGAUACCAUUAGCAUUUGGAUCUUUGACAGCUGCUAAGCUAAAAACAAUCAUUAAUCCUGCAAACGUUCAGUUCAAAACAUAUUUAAUGCAACACUGCUCAUGUCAACAGGAAAUGAUGGCAGUGAAAGAAUUCAUUGCAAAGCAGCUUCCACCAAUUUGACUGAAGUGAGAAACCUGUAAUAGCUUUCUUCAACCCUUCAACUUUCACCCGACAACUGAAACCAAGCCAUGUGCUACCAACCUGCAAUCUUUUACAGGCCAUUUUAUUUGUAAUAGUUAUAUUUCUCUUAAAGUAGACUGGAUAUAUCCACGAUUUUUACUGGCACAAUCCAAAGUCCCUUCAGAGGUAAUUUUAUCACUAAAGUGAUUACUGCUUUUAGCAGGAAGCAUCUGCUCAAUUUUAACUCUUUCCAGCUCAAAUACUUGGCAGAAGUUUCCUAAUGUAGCUUUUAUUUCAAGGUAAAUGUAAUUCAUAAAAGUUGCUCUGAGCAAGUAGGGUAUCAUGUAAUUUCAGAUCUAGGAUUCAAGUCUCAGUCCAAUUAGCAUCAACUAAGAUUAAAGCUACAAAGUGUGCUUUUGUAAUAUCAGUGUAUUCUAUUUCUUUGUGCUUUUCCUGCAAAUUGAUGCAUUCACUUCUUAUUGCUUAAUUGUGGAAUCAUUGGUUUAACUGUGAAGUGCAAGAGAUGGACAAUCCUGCUGCACUGGCUGAUGGAACCAAGAAACAGCAAUAAAGCAUCUCAUUUGUUUCAGAAUGUAAGGGAAGAUUAACUGGAGAAUGCACCUAAUGCUGACUAGACAUACUGUAGUUUCUCUCAAUUGAUGGGAUCAUAACAAUUUUCUCACUGACUGGAGUGCAGCAUGAUUGAGGACCAGUAAUUGUUAGGAUGCCAAAAGGAGGUGGAUAUCUCCGAAGUCAUUUUGACUCUGUUGUUUAAGAUUUUUAAAUUCAGAUGUUUAAAACAACAAACUGAGCUUGCUAAUUGUAUUGAUUUUAGUGUGCAAAGGAUAGGGUGUAAGAUUCAUCUUACACAGAUUGAUGAGCAUAGUCAAGGCAUUAACUUAAGCCAUCUUAACUAUAUGCCACUGUGGGAAGAAUCAUGCUGAGGACAGCUCAAAGUGUUGAAGUCAUGGAAACUGAGUUAUUGUUUAUUCUCUAAUAGUUACAUUGAGAAUUGCAGCAAGGUCUGGAAGCAGAAUGUCUGCAGGGCCCAUGUACCAAAUCAGUGAAAGUGUGGGAAUUGUGCUUAAAAACUUUUAAAAUUACUCUGCUUUCAACACAGCUGCAGCAAUAAGCAAACAGUUGACUUCAACAUCUAGGCUAGGGAGAGGAAAAGCCUGCAGGGGCAACAUUUCCCCCACCAACUGGCUGCUAUUCUACUAUUCCUAUGAUUGCCACAUGCGUGGGAUCUGUUGGCACUGUUAUUUGUAUUGUAUCUCUUUUUCAAAAUGCAUUGCCUCCAAUGAGCUGCACUGGUCUGCUAGCCAGAGGUUUGUAUCCAGCCACCCUUAUUGACUAUUAUUCUUGUUUGGCCUCCAGUGUGGGCUAUGUAUUUUAAAACAUUUGGCAUAACUCGGUGCACACUAUCAGGUGUAGAAAUGUCUUCAAGAUAUAUGGAAAGGGGACAGGAACUAAGAAGCUGGAAAGUCAUUUCACUAGUGGUUGAUUUUAAUUCCAACCAAGAUGUUCCCUGUGUGUGUGUGUGUGUAAAAUGCUUUACCAAAAUGAUCACUGUGCUUCACAGAAGCUUUUUUUAAAGCAGCAAACAAAAUUUGGCUAACGAAGUUAGACUUUUACCACGAGAAAUACAAAAUGUUAAAUUAUGCAAACUAUUAACAACAAAUUUUGAUGCAAAUUGAGAAGCACUUCAGUGCAUCAUGUGCCUGAAAAGGUGCAAAGACAAAAGUGUCCUUGUUUCAUGAAUGCUGCCAGUUUCCUAGAGCUCAAAUCCUUUACAAGAACUGCUCCAGUAGAAUCUAAAUUAAUUCAUCUUAAAUUACAGAUGAGGGUUUUGAUAUGCAGAGUUAUACAUCAUUGAAACAUUGUAACACUGUACUCUUGGAUCCAUUUGCCACAAAACAGAAUCCUCGUGUAACACUUCUAUAAGCAGCAUGUUUACAUGCAAUUGCACUAGAUUUUUAAAAGUUGGAUUUACUAAAUUGUUGCUGUACAUAGACUCCAUGUGAUACAUUUCAGAUCUAUCUUCAGUUUAAAAAAUAGCAUGUCAUUAAAUCUGUGACAAAUAGAUGUUGGAGGAUGUGAGGGAGAAUUAAUAAGAUGACCUUGUUAACUGUGCCAUUUUCUUUCAUUUGCUCUCCAUGCCUGAAGAGAAAUCAUGGGAUUGACAUUUUUUUUUUAACUCCAGUGCCAGUUUUUAAUAUCUAUUGACAUCUUUUGAUAACAGAGUUACAUUAAGUAGAUGUGACAACACUUUCCCAUUAUAACACUGGCUUCUUUCUGUCUACCUCUCCUGAUGUAACAAGUUGGUUGUAUAUGGCAUUGUUAUUUGUCACAAAAACACUAAGAUUUUUAACUUAAAAUAGCAUCUACUAUAUAUCUUUCGUGGGUUUACGCUACUGAAAAUAGGCAAGACACUAUUGCAGGAGAAGAGAAAUAUGGUUGGUUAGUGAAACCAAGGAAGUGGACUGACUCCUCGAAGGAAGAUGGAAAGAAGGGACCAGAUAUAAACCCAUACAAUACUGUAGGGUAAAUUCAGUCAUCUUACUCCAGAAUUCUGGAAAUGUAAGUUUAAAAAUUUUGUUUUAUCUGGAAAGUAGGCAUAUGCAACUCAAGCCAUAGCCUCACUAGGUUUGAGAUGUUGGGAGACAAAGGAGACCACGCAAAGAAACUUCUGGUUUUUUUUAAAACUUCAGUAAGGCAUUACUUAUCGAUCUAGCACAGAAGUAAAUGCAGUGGUGUUUGUUUGAAGUAGAGAGCAAGCUUACUCACCUUUUCCCAGUAACUGAAGGGAAGGGGGAGGUGGUGGAAAAUCACUUUCAUAAACAUUCACACUGAGCUCAUCACACAGUCAUUAAAACUGAUUUAGUUCUACCUCACAUUCCUUCUGAUAGAAAAUUACACCUGUACAUUUAAGAAUCAUUAAAUGCAAAUUAUAUUUGUAUUUGUGCUGAGUUGUAAAUGCUCCAAACAGUGACUGCUGGGCAGCAUUGACGAGUAAUUACAGUUAAAAUUUUAAGGUUUAUACUGUUGCAUGCAUUCACAAAUGUGUUUGGCAGACAAUAUGGAGAACAAACCAGUGUACUCAAUAUUCAGAACCAUAGUAAUAACCCAAAUUAUUUAAAUCUGCAAUUGAUUGUUCCAGUCUGGAGAAUCGCUUGGCUUGUGACAAUUUUAAAAUGAAGGAGAAUUAAUAUUGAACGCAUUGAAAGAAACUAUUUGUCAAUGCACCUUUCUGAAAAACUACUCUAUUUCCAUGUGAAUAUAUGCUUUCCAAUUGCAUUGCUGUAGUUUUAUUCUGAUUAUUUUACCCAUGGUGUUUGGUUUUCUAAUCUCCUUGUAAUGUGAAAUUGAAUAAAGAGAGAAUUCCAUGGUUUUUGAGUCUGCUCAGCACUAUUUAGGAUGUUCCAUUCUCACAGACUGGAUGAUGGAGGUGGUAAAUGCACAUUUUUAUGCUCUAUCCGAUCUUUUGACCUUGUACUCUUUUUGCACAAUUAUUUCUUUAACUUAACCAUAGGUCCACCCGUGGAUCUAAAAAUGCAGUUCACUUUUGCUUGCUCUUUCUUGUUUAAAAUAAAAUAAAUUCAUACAUGCA
Rhincodon typus (whale shark) is the source of this 4456-nucleotide messenger RNA. RefSeq names its product lysophospholipase 2 (gene lypla2). The coding region runs from base 151 to 846 and encodes 231 amino acids. The record is from RefSeq and is a predicted model, not a curated record. Gene Ontology annotation, biological process: protein depalmitoylation. NCBI's taxonomy places the organism in Eukaryota, Metazoa, Chordata, Chondrichthyes, Orectolobiformes, Rhincodontidae. Gene Ontology annotation, molecular function: carboxylic ester hydrolase activity; palmitoyl-(protein) hydrolase activity. Gene Ontology annotation, cellular component: cytoplasm. The transcript is spliced from 10 exons.